Molecule: messenger RNA, 234 nt
Organism: Adineta steineri
Lineage: Eukaryota; Metazoa; Rotifera; Eurotatoria; Adinetida; Adinetidae
Source: the annotation of a GenBank genome assembly
AUGAUAAAUCUUAAAGAAUUAAAAUUAUAUUUAUUAAUAAAAGUAUAUCGUUUAAAUUAUAUUGAUGGUAUUCAAUUAUAUAAUGAACUUCUUUGUCAUAUGAAUAAAUUAAAUCAAUUUACAUUUAAUAUUCAAACACGUGUCUGGAGAUGUAAUACUAAUAUUAAUCUUUCAUCAGAUGAAGAUAUUCAACGUAGUUUUAUUGGAAAAGAAAUAUAUAAACAAAUUAAUUGA